Messenger RNA from Scaptodrosophila lebanonensis, 4195 nucleotides. RefSeq names its product breast cancer anti-estrogen resistance protein 1 (gene p130CAS). Gene Ontology annotation, molecular function: protein binding. The record is from RefSeq and is a predicted model, not a curated record. The transcript has 4 exons. Gene Ontology annotation, biological process: cell migration; cell surface receptor protein tyrosine kinase signaling pathway. Gene Ontology annotation, cellular component: cytoplasm; plasma membrane. Lineage: Eukaryota; Metazoa; Arthropoda; Insecta; Diptera; Drosophilidae. Bases 639 to 3008 code for a protein of 789 amino acids.
CGUCGUCACAAAAUUCGAAAAAGCCGCGCAAGUUAUGUUGAUAUUUUCGUAUUCUCUGCAGUUAGAAAACUAUUCGAAUCGCGUGUAAAGCGUGCAGUAAAUGCAGAAACGACAGACAGCCAGAGCCAAAUCGGCUUAAGUCGGCAAAUAUAUGAUAUAUUUUUGUAUCUGGCGAUUUCUGCUGUUGUGUGUGCUUCGCUAAUGUUGGCAUCUUUGUUUUUACUUCACGAAUUGUUUUGUUUUGCUGCGGUUUGUUAGUGGAUUCGGCCCGCAGCUAAACUUGAAUUUAAGCUGAAUUUGCAAAACUGCGACGACAAAACAAGCGAAAAACAAUAAUAAUAACAACAACAACAAUACGAAAAAGAAAGAAGCAAAGCAUACCAAGAUAUGUAUAUAUUCAGAUAAUAAAGCGUGGCCACAACAAAAGAUACAACUGAAGUGAUCACAAGUUUUGUGAGUGUGUGAAACUAAAAGCUAUAACGAAUCGAGAUACUUGAUCUAUAUUGUCCUGGAUUAAAUAUAUUUUUGGUAUCUCGAUUGAUAGAGUGUGAGGAGGGCAAGCACAAUGUGCUCUUAAAUUUUGAGAUCCAUUAAUAACUCGGCUCUAAAACAAGACAAUUAAAAUCUGAAGCAUCACCAUGCUGGACAAAACAAGUUCCUGCUGUUCCUCAUCCACCACCAUGGACUAUGAUGUGCCUGUCUCAAGGCGCAUUCACAUCAAAUCGAAACUAUAUGCAAAGGCCAUGUAUGAUAAUAUUCCCGACACACCCGACGAAUUACCCUUCAAGAAAGGCGAAAUUCUUACCGUCAUCGAACAGGAUACGGAAGGCUACAAGGGCUGGUGGUUAUGUUCACUGCGCGAUAAAAAGGGUCUGUGCCCCGGCAACCGGUUACGCGUUAUAAACUCUUAUGACUCGGGCUUCUUCUCGCCGUCACCCGCCAGCUCACCCAUACCGUCGCUGGCUGCCAGCACAGCCACCUUAAACAGUUCCAUCUGCUCGACGGAAAUCUACGAGAACAGCUCGAUCAUCAGCGCUGGUAACGGAGAGGUGGGGGGCAGUCAGCUGCAUUUGAAUCAGCAGCUAGGCCAGGCGCAGUCGCAGUCGCAGUCGCAAUCGCAGUCACAGACAUCGCAGGCCAGAGGCUCACGCAUGUCGUGGCAUGCAUCAUCGAACAAGGGUACCAGCAGGCCGCAUCGCAGUCAUAUCAACGGCUCACCCACUCCAUUGUCAGUGGACCACCAGAUCUAUAGUAACGAUAGCAUCUACCAGAACCUGCAGAACCUUUCGAUCAUGUCAGUCUCAUCGAACGGGAGUGGCAGUGGAGGGGAAUUCGAAACCUACGACAUACCAAAGCCUGCUACACCCGUCAACUAUGACAGUCCCAAGAACGUGGCAGGAGCCUGUCGCACGCCCACUUCCGCCUCAGCGCUGAGUCAACGCUUUGAGUCGCUUAAGAAUGCCCCCAUCGAGGAGGAAUCGUACGAUGUGCCACGUUCUCUAAAUCCCAGCCUUUUGCAACAGCAGCCCACAAUGACGCCCAGCAGCUCGGUCUCCUCGCUGUUGACCAGCGAUAGCGUAUCCCUGUCCUUCUCCUCUUCCAACCGCUCCUCGCUGGCCAAUAUGCCCGACUACGAUAUACCUCGUCGUAAUCCAAUUGCUGUGCGUGCCAUACAGCAGCUGACAGCGUCUCGCCAGAAUUCCACAAACUGUCCCACCUAUGACUUUCCACUGCCACCCGUGCAGGAACAGGAGCGACGAGCACCAACAAAUGGCCAGUUGUUAGACACAACCAAAGAGCUGCCUUUGGAGAUGAACUCUGCGUUAGACACGUUGGCUAAACUGCAAUCGGAGAUGACAAUGGCGAUCACGAGGCUGUUGUCGUUCGUCGUACCCAAUUGGCGUUCGAGGGCGCAACUAGAACGAGUCAUCAUGGAGCUGAAAUUGGCGGUCCUCCGACUGCGCACGGCGCUACACGAUCUGGCGGAAUUCGGAGAGUGCGCAUUGGGCAAUGCGACACGUUCGGAGGAUCCCAAUCUGGCGUUGAAGCUGCGACCAUUGGUGCGUGCUUUAAGAGAUGCCAAUAAGCUAAUACACGAUUCUUCUGAAGCUCUGGAUGCUCAGGGAUGCUGGUCCGUGGAACAAUUGGCGAGGGAUGAUGAGAAACACGGAUGUCGCCCGCCGGAUAGUCUGGAUCAGCUGAUGGCAUGUGCGCAAACGUUAACGGAGGAUGUGCGCUCCACCACAUCCUUCAUUCAGGGUAAUGCCUCCCUGCUCUUUAAACGACAGCCUCCCACGGGAACCUUAGCGACCAAUGGUCAGGAUAGUGUGGAUGGCUCUGCGUCGGCUUCAGCGAACAGUAGUGGUAGCCGCACUAGUGCAGAUUGGCUUGAGGAUUACGACUAUGUAUCAUUGGAGUCCAAGGAUGUUGCGGCGAAGCGAAAUCAGAUAUUGCGUGAUGCCUUACCCCCCAACAUUAAAGACCGAUUCGAUGCGGCAAUCAAGCUAGCUGAGAAUACAGCGAUGGCUUCAACAGUUGCAACCGCACCAUUGACCCCAACGGCUAACAACAAUAGCAUAACCAAGGUGCAGCAGAUGUCGGACAAGGAUAAAAAGGUGGUGUACUACUAUGCCCAAUCAAUUUCCAUGCACAUGGGCAAUCUACUGCAGGCCAUCGAUUCAUUUUUCGAGACGGUGAAGAAAAAUCAGCCUCCAAAAUAUUUCAUAGCCUAUGGCAAGUUCGUCGUGGUCAGUGCACACCAUCUAGUCAACAUUGGAGACAAUGUGUACCGCAAUAUUUCCAAAGAGACGCUACGCGAGAAAAUCCUACGCUGCACCAACGGCCUCUCCGAUGCACUCCGGACCUGCGUGCUCAAGUCAAAAAAAGCAGCAGCGCAUUUUCCGAGUGGCAGCGCUGUACAGGAAAUGGUGGACUCCGUAGAACACAUCAAUCAGACGGCUCAUGACCUCAAGCUGGCCAUGCUGCAGGCUGUACAGUUGUCCUCUUAGACGCCACAGUACGCAAAAUCGGUGGGAAAAAUUCCCUUCGCUAAAGGCUUAAAGUCUUCCAGGCUUCGCUAUCGCUAGUGUUCCCAUGCCCCGCUGGACUUUACAACAUAAAAAUGUGUCUGCCCUCCUAGCUUAUAUCUGAAUAAGCAUAUCCGACGGUUUUGGAUCCGCAACAUUGCCAACGUCGCUUUUACUUUGCAUUGUGAUAUUGUAUUUUGAGCAAACAUCCUAAAUGCGCCUAAACCAAAGAUCGUCGCAGGCAACCGCACGAUCUCCACGAAUAUACAUUUGAACAUAGAAGACCUACGUUUAAAGGAAUCACAUCUUUAGACGCUAAUUCACUCAAACGUAAUGGUAUCUAAUGAAUGCUUUUUAAUGUGAAGGCCGGAACAGCGAGAGAUCAUCAAGAAAGGCUUAUGCAACAGAACAGAUUCGUUGCACUAUAUACUAUAUAUUCAAAUAGUAUUUCCACUUUUGAACAUUUGAUUUCAUGAAAUUUGGCCAGAGAGAAGGAUCAUAGGCAUGCUGUCUCUUCCGUUUUGGGUACCACAUCGGGGUCGAAAAAGGCCUUAUUGUAUUUACAAAGGCCAGGCGUCGAACUUCGUGGCACAGUUCAUUGCCUAAGAAACACUAAACGUAGAGUCAGCCAUCCAUAUGUAUAAAUGCAUAGCAGUAAAUUAGUUCUGCAAGUUUCAGUCAACCCUUAAUCUUAGUUCAUCCUGUAUAUAGCAUUAUUGUCCCUUCACUAUUGUAAAUUCGCAUUUAUUCGCCGAUAGGUCGUUUUUUUUUUAAAUAAACAGAUCACCAUUAACGUGUUUCAAAUUUUGAUCUGCGUGUAUACAUAUGUAUGUUUAAGAACCAAGAACUUUAAAUACACAAAUAUAGACAUUUACGUAGUACUUAUAUAGUAGGCAUUAUCAUUUAGAACUUCAUACAUACGCACAUAUGAUAGACAUAGUCAAAAUCUAAAAGAUGUGGAAGAAACUUUUCAUGUUGUAUUUAUGCCAUGAUGGCAGGAAAAAUGCAAAUUAGUCAGCAAUAUUCGAAAAUAUACAUAUAACAUAAUAAUUACUAAUAAAACUAAAUACAGCAAAUAUAUAUGCAAAAUAUUGGAUAAUAUUGCUUGUCCCAAUCGUAAACUAUUGUAUACAAAUUCAAUAAAAUAUACAAAUUAAUAUUUAAAAUAA